AUGCAGCUGUGGAAGGCGGUGGUGGUGACCCUGGCCUUCAUGAGCAUGGACGUCGGCAUGACCACGGCCAUCUACAUCCUCAGCCACCUGGAUCGCAGCCUGCUGGAGGACAUCCGCCAUUUCAACAUCUUUGACUCGGUGCUGGACCUCUGGGCGGCCUGCCUGUACCGCAGCUGCCUGCUGCUGGGAGCCACCAUUGGCGUGGCCAAGAACAGCGCCCUCGGGCCGCGGCGGCUUCGGGCCUCCUGGACGGUCAUCGCCCUCGUGUGCCUCUUUGUGGGCGUUUACGCCAUGGUGAAGCUGUUGCUCUUCUCCGAGGUGCGCAAGCCAGUCCGGGACCCGUGGUUCUGGGCCCUGUUCGUGUGGACUUACGUCUCGCUUGCCGCUUCCUUCCUCCUCUGGUGGCUGCUGUCCACGGUGCGGCCGGACGCCAAGGCCCUCGAGCGGGGGGCCGAAGCCGAGGCCGAGGGCUUCCCUGGGGAGGACCGGCCCCCGCGUGAGCAGGCGUCUGGGGCUACGCUACAAAAGCUGCUGUCCUACACCAAGCCUGACGUGGCCUUCCUCGUGGCGGCCUCCUUCUUCCUCAUCGUGGCAGCUCUGGGAGAGACCUUCCUUCCCUACUACACCGGCCGGGCCAUCGACGGCAUCGUCAUCCAGAAGAGCAUGGAGCAGUUCAGCACGGCUGUCAUUGUCAUGUGCCUGCUGGCUAUCGGCAGCUCAUUUGCCGCAGGUAUUCGGGGAGGCAUUUUUACACUCAUAUUUGCCAGACUGAACAUUCGCCUUCGAAACCGUCUGUUCCGCUCGCUGGUGUCUCAGGAGAUGAGCUUCUUUGACGAGAAUCGCACAGGGGACCUCAUCUCCCGCCUCACCUCCGACACCACCAUGGUCAGCGACCUGGUCUCCCAGAACAUCAACAUCUUCCUGCGGAACACGGUCAAGGUCACAGGCGUGGUGGUCUUCAUGUUCAGCCUCUCGUGGCAGCUGUCCUUGGUCACUUUCAUGGGCUUCCCCAUCAUCAUGAUGGUGUCCGACAUUUAUGGCAAGUACUACAAGAGGCUCUCCAAAGAGGUCCAGAACGCCCUGGCGAGGGCCAGCAGCACGGCCGAGGAGACCAUUAGCGCCAUGAAGACAGUGCGGAGCUUUGCCAACGAGGAGGAGGAGGCCGAGGUGUACUCGAGGAAGCUGCAGCAGGUGUACAAGCUGAACAGGAAGGAGGCGGCAGCCUACACGUACUACGUCUGGGGCAGUGGGCUCACCCUUCUGGUAGUCCAGGUCAGUAUCCUCUACUACGGGGGCCACCUGCAUUUCUCCGGUGAGAGAUCCAGUGACAUCUCCUUCAUCAUCUACGAGUUUGUCCUGGGAGACUGUAUGGAGUCCGUGGGCUCUGUCUACAGCGGCCUGAUGCAGGGAGUAGGGGCCGCCGAGAAGGUGUUCGAGUUCAUUGACCGGCAGCCAACCAUGGCGCAUGAUGGCAACUUGGCCCCUGACCACCUGGAGGGCCGGGUGGACUUUGAGAAUGUGACCUUCACCUACCGCACUCGGCCCCACACCCAAGUCCUGCAGAAUGUCUCCUUCAGCCUGUCCCCAGGAAAGGUGACCGCGCUCGUGGGGCCCUCAGGCAGUGGGAAGAGUUCCUGUGUCAACAUCCUGGAGAACUUCUACCCUCUGGAGGGGGGCUGCGUGCUGCUGGACGGGAAGCCCGUCAGCGCCUAUGACCACAAGUACCUGCACCGAGUGAUCUCCCUGGUGAGCCAGGAGCCAGUGCUAUUUGCCCGCUCUAUCACGGACAACAUCUCCUACGGCCUGUCCACCGUGCCCUUCGAGAUGGUGGUGGAGGCUGCACAGAAGGCAAAUGCCCACGGCUUCAUCAUGGAGCUCCAGGACGGCUACAACACAGAGACUGGGGAGAAGGGUGCCCAGCUGUCGGGCGGCCAGAAGCAGCGGGUGGCCAUGGCUCGGGCUCUGGUGCGGAACCCACCCGUCCUCAUCCUGGACGAAGCCACCAGCGCCCUGGAUGCAGAGAGCGAGUACCUGAUCCAGCAGGCCAUCCACGGCCACCCGCAGAAGCACACGGUGCUCAUCAUCGCGCACCGGCUGAGCACGGUGGAGCGUGCGCACCUCAUCGUGGUGCUGGACAAGGGCCGCGUGGUGCAGCAGGGUACUCACCAGCAGCUGCUGGCCCAGGGCGGCCUCUAUGCCAAGCUGGUACAGCGGCAGAUGCUGGGGCUCGAGCCCGCCUCCGACUACUCAGCCGGCCACAAGGAGCCGCCAGGCAGCGGCGGCGGUCACAAGGCCUGACCGGUGGGGCGGAGGCCCUGGCGCCUCGCCUGGCAGA
Puma concolor (puma) is the source of this 2335-nucleotide messenger RNA. The record is from RefSeq and is a predicted model, not a curated record. Lineage: Eukaryota; Metazoa; Chordata; Mammalia; Carnivora; Felidae.